CCUCUGCUCAUUUGUUUUGGAGGAGCUGAAGUUGCUGCCCGUGGAUGAGAGGAGCAGGGAUCACAAAACACGAUGCCUCUGGUUCCUGGACACCCUCAUCAAGUUCGGCCACCUGAAAGUGAUCAAGAAGAAGCGAGAUAAAUGGGAUUGCUCGGGCUGGACUCUGAUCCCUAACUUCACCUCAGUGACCUACAACAAUGGCAGUGUCCAGAACUUGGUCUCUGCCUCCAUGAGGGCUAAGAUUGCUGCCUAUGCCAUCACCUUGGCUCUGCACAUCAACAACUUCCAGACAGACCUCACCAUCCUGCAGAAUGACCUGAAGCUCCAGGAGAGCAGGAUGCUGGACAUCGCCAAGGCCCUGAGGCUGAAGGUGAGCACGGCCAAGGGGGUGCCAGGGCUGGAGAGCGACCAGAAGCACCGUCUGGGCACCCUGUCCCUGCCCCUGCCCGAGCAGAAGGCGCCGCAGGGGCAGCGCAAGCGCAAGAAGAUGGACUGA
This is a messenger RNA of Acanthisitta chloris (rifleman), 496 nucleotides long. RefSeq names its product polymerase (RNA) I polypeptide E, 53kDa (gene POLR1E). The transcript has 5 exons. The annotation marks the transcript as partial. Gene Ontology annotation, cellular component: RNA polymerase I complex. The record is from RefSeq and is a predicted model, not a curated record. Gene Ontology annotation, molecular function: DNA binding. Gene Ontology annotation, biological process: nucleolar large rRNA transcription by RNA polymerase I; transcription elongation by RNA polymerase I; RNA polymerase I preinitiation complex assembly. NCBI's taxonomy places the organism in Eukaryota, Metazoa, Chordata, Aves, Passeriformes, Acanthisittidae.